Messenger RNA from Caenorhabditis auriculariae, 11251 nucleotides. NCBI's taxonomy places the organism in Eukaryota, Metazoa, Nematoda, Chromadorea, Rhabditida, Rhabditidae. The record is from the annotation of a GenBank genome assembly.
AUGAUAAUGAGAUCAAAAUUCCGAUCUGAUCCAAAGCAUCUGAAUCUUGUUUGAUAGUGAUCCUUUUUUUAUCAAUGAUUUGAAAUUAAUGUGCAUGAUACCCAAAAUUACUUGAAAACGCCCAAAAAAAGGAAAAAAAAACCCGUUUUGUUACUAAUAAUACGUUCAUGAAUGAGAUUGUCUAUUUUUUUGUCUUAAAUUUUUAAACUUUUUUUCAAGAUCUAUUCCAGUCGUUCGAAAGUGUUUCAGAUAAAGAAAAAAAGGUGUUUUUUUAAAAUUCAAAAAAAGAAGCCUUGACUUCCAUGAAAAAGCAACAUCCGCUCAAGAAUUCUUCAAAAAAAUUAAUAUUUUUCCUGGUUCUCGAGUUCCAGUCACAAGAAAAGUCAGUAACUCGAUUGAAAUGGCAAGCGUGUCUAUUUUAAAAUAUUCACUGAAAGAUGAAGAAAAUUAAAAAAAGCAAGGAAAAUAAAGUAAAUAAUUAUUUUCGACGUGUAAGAAUAAAAGUCAACGCGACGUGUAAAGUUCAAAAGAAGGUCAUUUUUAAAUCUCGAGUGUCUCCAGUCCACUAGUGGAAGCACCAAGAAGCAAGCAAUGGAGGACACGAUCUGCGACAAGAAGACGAUGGAGAAUUGCAUUGAAGGUAUGAUAGGGUACUGUAGGUAGGGACCGCAAGCCAUUUCUUCAGAACGAUUCAAAAAAUAUGUUUUUCACAUUGUUCGAUAGAGGAGACUGUCCAUUUUCAUAAUCCGUUUAGUGUUUGAAAAAAGCUCCACUAAGAAAAAAGUUAUGGCCAAAAAAACUAGCGCGCGCGGCGUACAACUGGAGGCAAAAAUCUCACGGUUUACCCGCUGCCGCACGCUUUCUUUUUAAAUGUUUUUUUGCGCGUUUCUGGACCGUUUUUUUAAAUCGGUUUUCUGUUUUUGAGAGGUUGUCCGAACUGAGCCUCAUGUUUUUGGUAUGAAUCUUUUUGUACAAUCCUCAUAAGAAUUUUUUUGAUAAAAUAUCAAAAAAACUACCUAGAAAAAAAGGUCAAAGGGAUUUUUUUCAGCUUAUUUUUUUCUUUUUUUCUACUCAGAAAAAAAUUAUUAUCAUUCGAUUUGGAAAAAAAGAAAAAAAUGAAAAAAAUAAUGUUAUUUCGAAAUAAAACAGGAAAAAGUGCAAUUUGACUCCGAAAAAAACGGCUCCUGCAACAUUUAAAAGGGCGCAUCGGUGUGUUUGACGCAAACACUGCUACGGACACUUGCACGAAAUCUUCCGAAAUUUCAAAAAAAAUUGCUAUUUUUUCGAGGUUUUCAAAGCCGUUAUUUUUUUCGCGUCGAUCGAUUUUUUUCAUAAUUUUUUCAUUGGUAGAGUUUUGAACGCUUAAUAACAUAAUCAAAAGUAUAGACGCGAUCCUAUUCUCUCAUGCGUCAACGAGGCAGGCGAAAAAAGGAGGUUUUGGUAAAAUUCAAAUAUAAUUUGAUUCGCUGUCCCAAUAAUUAUUUUUCAUUUUGAAUUUUUUUAUUUUUUUGGACACACUGUUAGUUUUUUUAAAUCGAAUAAAAAAAGUAUACCAUGUCGCUGAAAUUUUUUUCGCAUUUCAGCUUCAAAGUUUGGUGUCACUUUACAAGCUUUAAUAUUUUUUUCGCGUCGGUAGAUUUUUUUAUUUUCACUCAAAAAAAAUAAAGAAAGUGUAAAUGUAUAACAUACUUAAAAAUUUAGAAGCGUUCCUCACUUGGUUUUCUGAAACGCGACGUUUUUUUGUGAAACUUGUCAGUUUUUUUCGUGUUAAAUCUUACUUUUUUUCGCUUAUUUUUUUGAAAAAAACAUAGUUUUUUUAAAAAUAUUCAGUCUUGUAGAGCGUUGUCGAUUACAUAGAUUAGCAGAAACAGUUCAUUUUUAAAGUGGGACUUUAGCUAGUAUAAACGCCUCAAAACCGUUUUUGCAACAAAAAAAUCGUCAUUUUGGUGGCGUGAAGGGGUGGGGCUUUGCGCCCCCUAACUGUAGGCGCUAGGUUUGGUUCAAUCGCAAACCGAUACUCCCUGACGUCACUUUGAGAGAUCAUUCAGAACACAAUAAAUACGCGAAAUAAAAAUAUUUGCUUAUAUAUUUAUUUUGUUCACCCUGUUUGUCAACGUCACAGCGUUCUAAAGCGGGGUUCACGCCUACUGCUGCGAAAAGCGUGCGGACGCUGCUGCAAAAAGCGUGCGGACGCUGCAUGAAGUGGGCGUGAUUUAAUUAUCGGAUGGUACGACAAAAUCUCAAGUCCGCAAAUCUCGAGGACCGUAAUCUUGUGUACGCAGAUCUUAAGUCCCAUAAUCUUGGAAACCAAAAUCUUGGAGACCAAAAUCUUGGAAACCACAAUCUUGGAAAGCAAACAUCUUCCUUUUUAGUCUUCUUUAUUGCACUUUAUCUACUUAUAUUCUCUUGUUUGGAUCACCGAAUACAAUUUCUGAUAAAAUCUAUUGGCAAAAGCGUUGAUUUUUACUUUCCAAGAUUGUGGUUUCCAAGAUUUUGGUCUCCAAGAUUUUGGUCUCCAAGAUUAUGGGACUUUAGAUCUGCGUACACAAGAUUACGGUCCUCGAGAUUUGCGGACUUGAGAUUUUGUCGUACCAUCGAAUUAUCGACUUUCUAUGAUAGAUGCCGUGCACGGCGUUUUAAAAAGGGUGGACGUGAAGAGAAAAACUGGCAGGCGAUAAAAUGAUGAAAAAGUUCUAACGGCGGAGUACGGUAGGAGGAAGCAAGUUCGCGCCAGCGUACACUUCUUAUCAGAUAAUUAUUAAUUUUUCAAUUUACUUUUUCUUUUUUUUCACUUAAUUUCGUUGUUUUUAGAUCUUUUUGCUCCAUUUUUUUUUCCACAGUUGUUAAUAACUGAGACGAACAUUUUUCGAUGAACACGAUUUUUCUUGUUCCCGAUUUCGCGAAGUUUUCAGUUUUCGCAAAUCGUCUAAAAUUUGGACCUUAGUCUUUUACUGCAACUUGUUUUGUGUUUUUAACUUGUUCUCCAUCGUUUGAUUGAUAGUUCACCGUGAAACAUUUUCAAAAAAAGACUACUUUUCAGUGAUUUAAUGACGAAAAACAGGUUUUUCGAGAAAAGCUCUAAUUUCUCUAUUUCAAUCUUUAUUCGAAAAACUCUUUGAUUUUAUCUUAUUCUCCAUUGUUUGAUCAACAGUUCACCGUAGUAAUUUUUCAGAAAAAAAGCGAGUUUUCAAGAUUCUGGAGCAAAAAACAGAUUUUUUGAAAAAUCGCUCAUUUUUCACUCUUCAUAAGCUUCUAUAAUUUUUUGGGUUUCCUCUCGUCCCCCGUCAUGAGAUGAACAUUUCCACGUACGAUAUUCUCAGGAAAGAACAGUUUUACAGAGUUUAACAGUCAAAAACAUUUACACGCGCACGUAAAUCUACGCGGAGAAACGUCUCCUAAAACUGCGCGACAGUUGCGCUAAGCCGCGCCCACUAGCCACCCUCUCCAGCCUUUUUAAAACGCCGUGCCGUGUUCAAUUUGAUUACGCGAAAUGCAAAAUACCCGUUAGAGAAAGGGAAAGAUCACUAAAUUUUGGAGAGUCAUAGAUAAUUUUGCGUUUCGCGGAAUCAAAUUGAACACGGCAAAAGAUUACUAGUUUUUUCAUAUUUUCAAGUUUUGAUUGUAAUUUUCUCAACUUUUUCAGUCUUGUUGAGUGUUUUCAUGUAGCUUAUGUGUUUUCUCAACUUUUUCACAUAAUUUUGACUCCGAGUUUAAUCGCAAAUCGCUGCUCCCUGACGUCAUUUCGACGUGGCACACGCAGCUAUUUUUUUCUUCACGUUUUAUUAAUAAGUUUAUAAAAUUAGUAUAGACGUCAAAAACUUUUUCCAGUUACAUGAAAAAAACAGAAAGAUAAGACAUAUAUCACUUUUUAGAAACUUUCUUUAAUAAAAAAAACGUGUUUAUAUUCUCUGAUUUGCAUUUAGAAACCUUUUUCUCAAUCGAAUUUUUAGGGUCUUUGGAAGACGGCAAGGGCGACGCAAAAUGCGAAAGUUCAAGUGUGUGGGGCAUCCAGCGAGCCAGUUCGUUUCAAAUUUCUUUAAACUAUCAUCGGAAUAAGAAAAAUUCAUCAAUUUCAAAAAACACGAAACAUUGCCUAAUGCGAAGGACUCUUGUUUUUAGUUAAAUGUGUUUGAAAAAAAGGAAUGAGCCUUUCAAAAAUGAUGGUUGGUCGUAAAGGAGGUGAAGUCCUUAUUUGCUCCUUGAGGGAGUGGAUCUGCGCAAAAACCCUUUGUGUUUCGAAUCAUGUAAUACUGAUCGGUAGAGCUAAGAGUUCAGUAAAGCAACUAGAAAUGUGAUAAAAGUGAUAACCUCACAAGAACCGAGUAAACUCGAGCCUCGAACUAUUCCGUCCUUCAACUCUACAGUUAAUCAGUUUUUUAUAGAAAAAAUUUUAAGAGAACGCCUUCGUUUCGGUUUUUGGAGGACUUUUCCGGCUGAAAAGCGGAGCUGAAGUCCUUCCAACUAAUGCCUGUGAGCCCACGAGCCCCAACCAACUCAACGGCAGCGUCCAGAAGCCGACGGAAGAAGGUAGAUCAUCUUCAAUCAAUUAGAACAAAUCUGUAUUUUUUUAAUACUAGUAAGGCAAUUUUUCACUGAAGAAAUGGAAAACGAUGAGAAACAAUAAAUUGAACUUAUAUUUUUCAAUUUCGAAAUUCAGGAUCUAGUUGCUUUUGAGUCAAAUUCUGUAUCAUUGUAGCGCCUCCUGGCGAUCAAGUCAAAGGCAGCGGAGCCUUUCAAAAAACGGAGGAGAAAAAGGAAGACAUGGACAAGAUCCUAUCGGAGAUAACCUCAGCGGAAGCUACCGGAAAAGGUGGUCUCAAAGAGGGGCUCCACACGACGGCGGAGGACAGAAAAAUGAUCGUGGCAAAUAGAAACCGUAAGCGUUGCUUUUUUUUUCAUGAUUUAAGAUUUUUAUUAUCAUAUUAUCAUUUCCAGUAUCGAUUCAUUAUCACCCUCAACAGUAUAUCCAUUUUGCAAUAAUUAACAUAUUUUCUAAGGACCAUAUGACAUCUUAUAAGAAAAUUCAACAAAAGAAAAAAUAGAAAAAUAUUUGUGCGUAAUUAUUAGAAAAAUCAUCGAAGGAUGGAAAGAUUCAGUUCUUCAUUAAAUAUCGAAUUAAAAUGAACUUUUUGAGGUUUGUGAAUAAAUUAUAAUUCCUCUUAUAGUCCGUGUGCCACGACUUGAAAUUUGACGGAACGACAUUCCGCUGUUCCGCUGCGUGCGUUCGCGAAGCGUCUUUCGAAUCAAAGUCACGAUUUCAAAUGAUUGUUAUUGCUGUGGGAACACAUGAAAGUAGAGUACCUUAAGAAAAGAAAAAUCUAAAUUAAAAGCGCGAUCAAUUUUCGCAAAGGCGCGCAGCGGCACAGCGGAAUAUCGUUCGGUGAAAUUCCAAGUCGUGGUACACACACUAUAAGAAGUUAAAUGUUUUUGAAAAAUUUCUGAAAGAAGUGGGUAAAUUUUCAUCCAGCGAUUAUUUCUGAGAAUAAGGUCUAUUUCCAAUUCGUGAAGUUUAAAGGAUGAUAUUCGAAAAAGGCAUACAAGUAACUAUUUAGAAUAUUUUCAAGAAUUCAUGUAAGCUUGUAAUGGAACGUUAGCUAGUAUAAACGCCUCAAAACCGUUUUUGCAACAAAAAAAUCGUCAUUUUGGUGGCGUGAAGGGGCGGGGCUUUGCACUUUAAGCUUGUAGGAACUGAGCAAACCGUGUGAUAACUUUUCAAGUCAAUAUAUUAUUUUUUUAAAACCUUUUUGAGGAAAAUAUUUUGCUACAGUUCUAUAUAAGAACUUUUCAUCCGCUCAACCAAAUUUUUGAAAAAUAGAUGGACUAUAACACACAAAAUUAUUUCUUAGAUUUAUCAAUUUCUACAGAAGAUGACUUACACCAGUUUCUUGUCCCGGAAAGAGAAGAGAAGGUUGUCCAAAACGAGAACGACAUUUUUUUGGAAAAACUUUACUUUUAUCAUGGGUAAAGGUUCUGAUGGAAUACCACCUCGGAAUCGAUCAUGUUCAGAUACCUACCGCAGAUGGAAUGCCGAGUGUUUAUCAGAAGAGGGGGCGAUUUUUUGGUGAGGAAAUGGGAAGGUGAAACAAAAUGGGAGUUGAGACUACUUGAUAAGGUUAUUCAGAUGAAGGAGAAGAUUUUACGGUGAUUUCAGUCGGCAUCCCGUUGGCAUACACGAAGGAUGGUACCGAGGGUGAUUUUUUUUUUUUACAUGGGAGGUCUGUUUACUUGGCGAUCUUGAAGUUCGGCCAGAAGACUCCUUGAUGUACCAAGAGAUGAUUCUAGAAACCUCAAUCAGCAAAGUUUUCUAGUUUUCGAGACAUACGGGCUCAAAAUCCAAAAAUGGCUCAUUUUUACAGAUUUUCAGGGUUAUCUUCGACUUGAAGGUGUCCAAUUCAGAAAGUCAAAAAAUUUUUAGUGGCCACUUUACGGUUUUGACGUUUCAGUGGCCACCAUAGUAGUCAAAUUAGUGGCCACUUUAGAGGUCUAACCAGGGAACGUUUUUCACCCCCCGGUUGAACUUUUGCUGAAACUUUGCUGAAGUGUACUUUAGGACCCCCUGAUUGCAGAUCAAGAAAAAAAAUUCUCGCAAUAGAUCUUGUUUCCGAGUUAUGGAGCUUCAAAGUGUGCAAAAUACGCAAAUUAGGCCAAAAAAGGGCUAUUUCGGGCUUUUUGAAGUGUCCUAACUCGAAAACGAGAUCUUUUGCGAGAAAUUUUCUUCCUGUUCUGGAAUCAGGGGGUUCUAAAGUACACUUCGGGAAAAGUUUCAGCAAAAGUUCAACCGGGGGGUAAAAAAACGUUCCCUAGUAAGUGUAACUAGAUCACUAAAAAUUUUAGUGGUCACUUUUGGGGUCAAUAUAUCAACAUAACUGGUCCAAUCUGUUUGUUUCAAAAUUGUCAGAGUUACUGGAAGGAAUACUGGGUGAAAAACUACUGAAGUGGCCACUAAAUAGAGACCUCGAUAGUGGCCACUAUCACGGAAAAUAGUGGCCACUAUAAAGGUGGGUUUAGUGUCCUCUCCAAGUAGUUUCGAGCCUCUAUAGUGGCCACUAAAAUCUUUCCCAAUUUCUCAAAAACUAGGGAGUUGUGCAGGUUGAAACUUUCCGGAUCUUCUACUGAUACAUCAAGAAGUGUUUUGACCAAUUUGGAAGUUCCCAAACGCAAAGUAAAAUGACCUUCCUUGUGAGUUAUUGUUAAUUUUCAUAAUUGUAAACUUCUUCAAUGUGGUUUUCUUUUUUUCUUCUGCUUUUUUCAAGUUUUGACAGUUUCAAUCAAAGUUCUUAUCUCACCUAAAUCCAGACCUGGACGAGAACUAUGGGAAAGACGAACCUGUAAUAAUCAAGGACCACAUUAUUCGCCGCAAGGAAAAGGGCUAUUUCAUCGACUUCGAGAUUUGUUUUGAUUCGUUGGAAUGGCUUCUCGCCUACUACUUGCUGAACCCGGACAAGGUAAAAGCUGUUGAUAAAGAAGAUGAUCAGGACUUCGGAGUAAGUUCCGAGAAAUGAAAAAUUGAAAUUUGAAUUAGCUUGUAUUGACAAUGAAAUGUUUUAAUCAUUAAAUCAUCCGUGAAGAAAUGUAUUGAACACUGAAGAAUAUAUAUAAUUUCAGAAGUCGCUAGAUAUAAAAUUGGAACGCCCUUGCCCAAGGCGCUACUUUCAAUACAGAGGCAAUGAGAUAGAAAGAAAAAAGACAGUGAGUUAUGAUGUAUAUGUCAUCCUUAAUCUUGAAAAUCUCGACUUUUUCGAAAACUGGCGUGUUCAAAAAUGCCGUGUUCAUCACUAAAGCCACUCCAAAACAGUACUGAUUUUUGUUUUGGAGCGAUUUUCGCUUUGUCCGUUAGAUCAAAUUUUAUUCAACAACAUACGGAAUACACGGCGUUUUUUGGCGACGCCCCGCCCAUAUACUUCCCGUAAAGUGUAGUGUGUCGUGUGCAUGCACCUAGACGCCCUCGCACAUGUCAUGUUCAAAGUAAUUUUAGCGAAGUUCGAAAUCAUAUCUGAAUUUCUGAAAUUCAGUUAUAUUUUCACUCUCUGGUGGUUAUCUUGAAUUUCGCGAAAUUAUUUUCAACACGGCAUCUGUUUCAAAAAAAAAAUGAAACAGAAAAAUUGCGUUUUUUUUUAAAAGGAGACAUAGAUUCGUCUCGGGACCUAUUGAUGCGCCUUUAAUAUUUUCUGUUGUUUACGUGUUUUUCCCAUGGCGUCACAUGAGAGCGGCGGAGCUUGGCCAGGCCCUCUUAAUUUUUGGAUUUGCAUUUUCUUCCAGUAACAAAAACAGAUUAACCAACCUGAUAUAAACCCUCGACACAUAAUAAAUGUAAAUUGAGCACAUUUAUUCAUCAAUCCCGGCUUUUUUUUUAGUGGAAGAAAAUGCAAAUCCAAAAAUGAAGGGGCGGAGUCAAAACCUCCGCCGUUCCCAUGUGACGUCAUGAGAAACGAGCGUAAACAACAGGGAAUUUUAAAGGCGCAUGUUCAAUGGGUAAUGAGACGAAUCCGUUUCUCAUUCAAAAAAACGCAAUUUUUUGUUUCAUUUUUUUUAAGCACCAGCCGUGUUCAUAGUGAUUCCGCGAGAUUCAGAAUAGCCGCUUAAGAGUAAUGCCGUGUUCAAAGUGAUUCCGCGAAAUUCAAAAUAGCUGUCAGAGAAAGAGAAAGAUAACUAAAUUUUGGAGGGUCAGAGACCAUUUUGCAUUUCGCGGAAAUUACUUUGAACACGGCAUAAGAAAUAUAACUGAAUUCGCAAAAAUUACUGAACACGGCAUGUGCUAGAGCUCCGCAGUGCAUGCACACGACACACUACACUUUACGGAAAAUGGUAAAAAAAAAUCACCGUGUAAUGAAUUCAAAUAAAGCACUUGCGUCACUGAAAUUAACCGUCAAUUCGAACUUUUUUGAAGGAAUAUUUCAAACUAAAAAGUCUUUUUUUGUUGUACCGCCAUAAUGAAAUUCAUCUUUUUCGCUUGGAUCUGGCGUCUACAGCGAGGUUUUCCUCGGCGAAGUGAAUUGCCUCGGGAUUCACGGAAUGAAUGUCGCAGUCAAAAUGGUGAGUACAAUUAAAGAAGUGUUCUUGGAAAAAACUUUUUUUCUUGCAGCUGCGUAAAGAUUGUCCCAAUGCUUUUGAGCUCGGCGAAAAGAUGCUUGACGAAGCUCGCCACUUGCUCAUACUCGAUCAUGAGCAUGUCAUCGAAAUCUACGGAUGGGCUAUCGAUAAGAAGCCAUUCAUGGUUUUAAUGGAGUUUAUGGAGGGUGAGCAAUUAUAUUUUUGAAAAUAAAAACGCUUAACCGUUUGGGAUUUACUGGAAAUCGGCCAGACAACUCCUUGAUGUACCAGGAAAAGAUUCUGAGAGUCCCAACUUGCCCAACUUUCUAGUUUUCGAGAAAUAAGGUUCUAAAGCCUCAAAAUAGCCUAUUUUUAUGGGUUUUUAGGAUUUUCCUUGACUUCGAGGCGUCUUUUCCUAACGAGGGAGUUUUGCAGCUUGAGAUUUUCAGAAUCUUCUACUGAUACAUCAAGGAGCGUUCUAGUCAUUUUGCUGGAAAAUCCCGACCACAAAGUAAAAUUACCUCCCUCGUCAGAGCUGAAGUAAAAUGAAAUUGUAUAAAAGCUGCUCAAAUUGAAAAGCAAGUCCUAACGAAACAGCAUUUUCUAGGCGGCUCCCUAGACAGUUUUCUGAUCGAGAACUUCGAGGGAUCCAACAAUUCCCGUCUGCUUAAGUUCGCCCUUGAAGCGGCAAAAGCAGUUGCUUACUUACACGAGAUGGACGUGCUUCAUCGCGAUGUCUCCGCCCGGAACUGUUUGCUCGCUUCAGAUCUUACGGUUUGAUCGAAAUUAUCGACAGAAACUAGGAAGAAAUAUUUUCUAGCUCAAACUUUCGGGUUUCGGCUUUGCAACAUCCGGCAUAUUGCACUUUAUGCGGACUGCGGAGAAGUUACCGACUCGGUAUUUGUCCCCGGAAACUCUUUCCAUUUUCGUAUUCGUUCAAGUUUCUGACUGUUUCGGUUUCGGAGUGAGUUGACUUUCUCAGGACAAGAGAAAAUGGAUUAUUUCAGAAUCUCUUGUACGAGAUCUUUUCGGGGGGAAUGAUGCCAUACGAGGAGUUGAAAUCUGCCGAAGCCAGAGAAAAAGUUGGUCUUAUUCUUUUUGGUUCACUUUUAGCUUUAAGUGAUGAGAGAAAGCAGAAUCACGAGACAAAACUUGCACUUUUUGAAAGCUUCUCACAUUUUCGAUAGCAUGAAACUUUUUCCAAAGGGCAAUUUCCUCAAGAUCUAACCUUUGUGAUAGCGCAAACGUGUAGAAAACUGUAAACCUCAGACAAAGUUCUGAUUUGAGAUUUUAAACGGGGAGAUCAACAAUCUGGAAGAGACUCGCGCUCCGCCGGCUCUUCGUAAUUUUGUCGAAAUGAAUUUGUGGGCCUACCUUAUGGUGGAUAGAACGGACAUGGAUAAGGUUUUCAAGACGAGUUGAUCGAGUCUCAAGACAACUUUCAGACUGUGGAAUUCCUUGAAGCCCUCUACAAGGAAUGCAAGAAGGUCAGUUCAUCUGCCUGCAUCAGUUUCUGAUUCAAAUACUUUUUCAGAUUGAAAAGGCGCCGAAGACAGAUACGGAAGCGAGCAUUGUGAGUUUGAACGAGCUCGAAAACAAGAAUUGCAAAAACAUUUCGAAGCUCUUUUUUCAGAAACUCUAGAGGGGUCCCUAUAGGAGCAACCGUAGGAUACCCUUUAGGGACCCCUUUACCAACCUCCAUUGAAGCUUGUAAAAGUGUUCCCUAUAGGGAACAUGCUAGUCGAUAAUUAUUAUGAACUCUAGGCGGAGAAGCAUUUCCCUGAAAAAAAAAAAACUCAACAAAUACAUUGAGAGACCUCUAUAGGGACCACUUUCAUCUUACCCCUCUAGGGACCACUCCGGAAUUCCCAACCUGAUAACUUUGGUGAGAAACUGGAAAACCAUGAUUUAUGAUUUUUAUCGAUUGCGGAAAGGUGAUGAAAUAAAGUAAUUUUAGAAAAACAAAUAAAGAAUUCAAUUUCCUGAAAAUUUUUUUAAGAGUGUGUAUUUUUUUUUCAUCGAGAAAUAAACUUCUAUCACUACAGGAAAAAGAAGGCGUGGAGCCUACUAAAAAGGAUGGUUCCACCAAACUUCGCCGUCGAAAACCCGUGAGCCGCGCUGUAAGUUACGCCUUUACCUGAUCCAAAUUGAGAACUUUUUUCAGGAGUUACUGGAGGACAUAUGUCCUACCCAAGAGGAAACAACCGCGCAAAAUGAAUAA